Messenger RNA from Sungouiella intermedia, 189 nucleotides. Lineage: Eukaryota; Fungi; Ascomycota; Pichiomycetes; Serinales; Metschnikowiaceae. The record is from the annotation of a GenBank genome assembly.
AUGGACUUGAAGCUGCUCGUUGAAUGCUUCCGUUUAGAGCAAAGAGUUGCUGUCGCUGGUGCGGACUUCAAGGAUGAGAUUGCGAACACCAUCCCUUUCCAGAACUUCAAGAGUCAUUCACAGGCGGGCUUAGAGAUUUUACGCAAGAAAGUUAGCGAUGAGAGUAACCUUGGCUACCUAAAAUCAUAA